Messenger RNA from Plasmodium vivax (malaria parasite P. vivax), 1427 nucleotides. Its product is annotated as glyoxalase I, putative. The transcript has a single exon. Bases 342 to 1427 code for a protein of 361 amino acids. The record is from RefSeq and is a predicted model, not a curated record. Lineage: Eukaryota; Apicomplexa; Aconoidasida; Haemosporida; Plasmodiidae. Gene Ontology annotation, molecular function: metal ion binding; lactoylglutathione lyase activity.
GAUGGAGGAAGGAAAACGGCCUGACAGGCGAAUCAAAUGUGAACAACUUUGACCAACUUGCAGAGCGUCACUCACAUCUUUGCACAAUACCGUGAUUGGUGGUUAAAGAAAUACGCUUGUGAAAAUAGCGCCCUUAGGGAAUGGCCCUCCGAAGUUCCUUCCCCGCAUGAAAGUGCAGCGCGCGACAUUUCGCAAAAGCGACAAGCGAGAAUAACUAACGGACGCAUCGUCACAGGCGGCCUACGUAGGCACAAUUGCGAAGCGUAUGACCGUGAGCACAUAGGCAUACUUGCGUACUUACGUACUUUUACAUACUUGCGUAGCUCCCCCCCCUGCUCGCAAUGGCCGAAGGAAAACCCGCCCUAGCGCUGGGCGCCAAGUACAACGCAACUUGGCAGCAAACCAUGCUGCGUAUCUAUGACCCCAAAGAAACGGUUGCCUUCUACGAAAAGAACUUUGGCAUGAUAAACAUCCACACGUACCAUUUUGAUGAGUACAACUUCUCCCUGUACUUUCUAAUAACCCCUCCGUAUGACGAAGAAGAAAGGAAGAAAAUCCCCCCACCAAAUACGAUCGAAUCUGAGCAAUACCUGUGGAACUUAAAGACCGUCUGCCUAGAACUAACCCACAAUCACAACAGCACGGAAAAGUUAAGCAACGGAAAUAAUGAUAAUGAUAGAGGAUUUGGACACAUCGCUUUUAACUGCCAAGAUGUCACCCAAUUUUGCGAUUACCUAUUUAAAGAGAAAAAAGUGAACUUUCAUAAAUUGCCCCAUGAAACGAAAAUGAAGAGCAUUGGCUUUGCACUCGACCCCAAUGAUUACUGGAUUGAAAUAGUCAAGCGAUCCAGUGAGGUCAAAUGGAAGGACAAAGAAGGCAUCGCAAAUUUUUCCCAAACUAUGAUUAGGGUUAAGAACCCAGAAAAAAGCUUAUAUUUCUAUUUACACAUUUUGGGCAUGAAACUAGUUCAUAUUAAGCACGCCUCGGAUUUCUCCCUCUACUUUUUGAAGUCCCCCUACGUGGAAGGUAACAAAGGAGGAGAUAUUUCCACAAAGGAGAAACCGGAGGGGGAGCAGAAUCUGCCUCCCUACAAUUUUGAAGAGCUGAAGAAGGCCUACCAGUCUGAUGAAGAUUAUGAGAAUUUGAAAACUUCGUGGGAACCCGUCCUGGAACUAACCCACAAUCAUGGGACAGAAAAUGACGAUCAAUUUGCGUACCACAAUGGGAACACAGAGCCGAGAGGGUUCGGCCACAUUGGCUUUUUGGUCGACGAUUUGGCGAACUACUGCCAGGAGUUAGAAAAACUGGGGAUUCCUUUUAAGAAGAAGAUACACGAGGGGCAGAUGAACAAUAUCGCCUUUGUGUACGACCCGGAUAAUUACCUCGUCGAGUUGAUUCAGAGGGGCACGACGUUUGGCCGCAACUGA